This is a messenger RNA of Zeugodacus cucurbitae (melon fly), 1359 nucleotides long. RefSeq names its product putative gustatory receptor 28a (gene Gr28a). The record is from RefSeq and is a predicted model, not a curated record. Bases 1 to 1359 code for a protein of 452 amino acids. Lineage: Eukaryota; Metazoa; Arthropoda; Insecta; Diptera; Tephritidae. Gene Ontology annotation, cellular component: neuronal cell body; dendrite; axon. The transcript has 4 exons. Gene Ontology annotation, biological process: sensory perception of taste.
AUGGCAUUUCAAUUUUUAAAUCGUUUAACACAAUCGGAUAGCAUUUUACAAUCCCUGCGACCGUUGGCAUAUAUAUCACUCAUUGGUUUGGCACCAUUUCGCUUGAGUGUUAGUAAGGAAGUGCGCACUUCUAAUUUCUCACUUGCUGCUGGCAUUUUGCACUUCCUCUUCUAUGUUUUGUGCUUUUUUCUUUCGCUACACGAAGGAGACUCCAUCAUUAGCUACUUCUUUCAGACUAGCAUAACACGUUUGGGCGAUGCAACACUCUCUUUAAGUGGGAUAAUAGCAAUGCUUAUGAUUUUUAGUGUCAUUUUCUUUAAGCGCAAUUUGCUGCUCACAAUCAUACAAAACUGUUUAGUGGUGGAUGAUAUAUUUUUGCGUCUGGGACUGAAGCUUGAUUAUCGUAAAAUACUGAUGUAUUCAUUUGUCACUUCGCUGGGACUAUUGCUGUUCAAUUUCGUUUAUCUAUUGGUCAGCUAUAUGCUAUUGCGCUCUGCUGAGAUUUUGCCAUCAUUUGUAGUUUUCACAACAUUCGCUUUGCCACAUUUAAAUAUAAGUAUUAUGGUUUUCAAAUUUCUUUGCACCACACAUCUGACACGUACGCGUUUUAGAAUGAUGAAUGAGGUACUACAGGAUAUACUGGACUCUUGUAUUGAGGAGCGCGAUGCAAUUGAGCUCUCCCCCAUGCACUCCGUAAUACAAAUACACAAUUUUAACAAUAUACCACGACGUCAUGCGCCAUCGGUUAUUCAACCAAGAGCAACGCCACGUCCACGCUACAGCGUCACUUCGCUCGUACGUAGAAAUCCUGAAGCAGCGCUGAAACAAGUCAGCAAUGUGCAUAAUCUACUUUGUGACAUAUGUUGCACAAUCGAGGAUUACUUUAAUUAUCCAAUGCUAGCUAUUAUUGCUAUUUCAUUUCUCUUUAUACUAUUUGAUGAUUUUUACAUUUUGGAAGCGGUCAUUAUGCCAAGCCGCGUGGAUAAAAUCGAAGCCGAUGAGUUCUUCGCCUUUUUCAUUACGCAAAUGUUGUGGUAUGUGGUGAUAAUCUUGUUAAUCGUCGAAGGUAGCAGCAAAACCAUAAGAGAAAGUAAUAAAACUGCAGCUAUUGUGCAUAAAAUACUAAAUAUAUCUGAUGAAUCGGCAGUGCAUGAUCGGCUGUUGCGUCUGUCGUUGCAGUUACAACAUCGACGUGUUGUGUUUACAGCCGCUGGACUCUUUAAUUUGGAUCGUACAUUGAUAUUUACGAUUUGUGGUGCUGCUACUUGCUACCUCAUAAUUCUAAUACAAUUUCGCUAUAAUCCAGCGCAUUGGGAUCGUUUGAACUCGUCAUCAGGUUCAGCUUUAGCUUCAGGAUAA